Messenger RNA from Arabis nemorensis, 816 nucleotides. The record is from the annotation of a GenBank genome assembly. NCBI's taxonomy places the organism in Eukaryota, Viridiplantae, Streptophyta, Magnoliopsida, Brassicales, Brassicaceae.
AUGGCUUCUAAUUUACCGAUGAGCCCUCAAUUGGAGCAGAUCCAUGGCGAAAUCCGUGACCAUUUCCGAGCCCUCGCGAAUGGUUUCCAGAGGUUGGAUAAGAUCAAGGAUUCAACUAGACAAAGCAAGCAACUAGAGGAGCUUACUGAGAAGAUGCGAGAGUGUAAAAGGUUGGUCAAGGAGUUCGACCGGGAACUCAAGGACGAGGAAGCUAGAAAUUCUCCUGAAGUAAAUAAGCAAUUGAACGAUGAGAAACAAUCUAUGAUCAAGGAACUCAAUUCUUACGUUGCGCUAAGAAAAACGUAUAUGAGUACCCUUGGCAACAAGAAAGUUGAACUUCUUGAUAUGGGAGCUGGAGUCAGUGGGGAACCUACAGCUGAAGAAAAUGUUCAAGUGGCUUCAUCUAUGUCAAAUCAGCAGCUGGUUGAUGCUGGACUGCAAAGAAUGGAUGAGACUGAUCAGGCCAUUGAACGCUCAAAACAGGUCGUAGAACAGACAAUCGAAGUUGGAACUCAAACUGCUGCUAAUUUAAAAGGACAGACGGAUCAAAUGGGACGUGUUGUUAAUCACUUGGACACGAUUCAAUUCUCUAUCAAGAAGGCUUCCCAACUGGUGAAAGAGAUAGGGAGACAGGUGGCUACCGAUAAAUGCAUAAUGAUGUUCUUGUUUCUCAUUGUAUGCGGUGUAAUAGCCAUUAUCAUAGUGAAGAUUGUGAACCCGAAUAACAAAGACAUUAGGGACAUCCCAGGAUUAGCUCCUCCAGCGCAAUCGAGGAAGCUAUUGUACUUGAGGAAUCAAGACUAUAUGGGAAGAUAG